Haliotis rufescens (red abalone) is the source of this 8581-nucleotide messenger RNA. RefSeq lists its product as uncharacterized. The record is from RefSeq and is a predicted model, not a curated record. Gene Ontology annotation, molecular function: metal ion binding. The coding region runs from base 224 to 967 and encodes 247 amino acids. Lineage: Eukaryota; Metazoa; Mollusca; Gastropoda; Lepetellida; Haliotidae. The transcript has 3 exons.
UCUCCUUUUGUUGGAAGAUGCUUUGAAACUUGAAAUAAUACGAGAAUACAAACUGUGAUGACAUUUCAUUUUGUUUUUCAUUGUAAAUUCACUUUUUCUCCCGAACAGCGAAGCCGACGAAGUUACCGGUACCUUCAGCCAAUCAAAAAAUUCCGCGAAAUUCACUGCUGAACUUUUGCGAAAAGUGUCAUGGCUUCACUUGUUGCUGAUUACGGAAGCGAGGAUGAUUUGUCAGAGAACGAAGGUCUGGGGGACGAAGAAUGUCAGACAUAUUUGUGUGGGACUGUUGUGCCGGACCGGACUCGCCUUUUGCUGUUAUGAUCGAGACAAAGACACCAGAAAUAGAUACAAUGCAAAAAACUUCUUGAUAACCAAUGAUGACACUGACAGUGAUGACUCGGACUGUAACCGUCAAGAUGCAGCUGACUGUGCUUCCCAGGAUGAGAAGGAUCGUCUCCCUAACCCCCUCGAGGACAAACUCCCCACUCCUGAUAUGGGGCAGCAAGGGAGGGAGACUGUCACCUCUGUGUUCAAGAAUCCUUUCGAACAGGCGGAACUUGUCAAGAAUUCCAUCUUAGAAAAACAUGUGCGAAUGACGGAAAAAUUACCUGAAAAGGGAACUAAGCAGGUGUGUUGGAAAUUCAAGAAAGGAAAAUGUCGGAUGGGAAAAAACUGUCGCUAUUUCCAUGACCAAGAGAGCGUCACAGGGCUUGUUGUCGAAACAAAGCUUGACGAAAAUGAACCUCAGAAGUUGGGGCAUAAUCAUAAACAAUUGUAUUUUGGGUCUGUUCACAAGAUGCAAGGUAAAGCCUUGGAACCUGAACCAGUCGAUGACGACAACUAUAUGGCUGGGAAGAAACGGAAAUCCAGAGUAGGGAUGUCAAACGCUCUGGUUCCGCCUAAAAAAGCAAUGUCGUCUUUGGAGAGGCAGCGGAAUAGUGAACGACCUUGGACGGUCAACAAGUAGAAAUUUAGGGUUUCAAUUUUGAAACAACACAAUUUAGUAAGAAUGUUUUAAACUGAAUUUUUCCAGUGUUUCAUGAGGUAUAAAUCUGCCCUUUCUGAAAUUCAUUAAUUGCCUGUUAAUAUCAGUCAAGGAUAUUUAUUAAUGAUUAGGUAGUUGAUGAUUAUUAUUAUUGUUGCUUUGUUGUGUCCAGGUUGUUUACCUUAAAAAAAUAAAGUGUUUUUUUUAAAUUGAUUCACUGCAUAUAUGACACCAUUUAAUGGUGAUUAAUGCAGAUGUUCUUUCAAUAUCAGAUAGAAUCGAAUCCUUAUUUUGUGAUUGGUUUUCUUACUUGAAUUUUUAAAAAGAAGUUAAAACCGACUUUCUAUCAGCAUGCCUAUAUGGUAAUAAAAAACUAGGAUCUCAAUCAAAUCAGAUCUUUUACUCUGAUACAAUACACAGCAGUCUCCAUAGAAGAUCGGGUCAGUUGAACUUUCUAGUCAGCCAAUCGGUGUAGAGGCCUCUAAAUCCUCAGUACUAGUACAUUCACAUCAGCAUAUCUGAUUUCUGUAUCUUGAAAACAAAGUUAAUUGGCAUCUUUCAAAAUGUAAAUCACUAAAUGGAAAAGGCAGCACCAUUAUGUUGUUGGGUAUAAUUUUUGCACCCAGUUGUUUCUGAGUGCCAUGGUGUCAAAGGAAUAUAUACAUUGUUCUGUAUAGGUAUUUUUGGGUUAAAAUUGAAAACUCUGAAACAAGGUGGUGAAAAAAUGGAGGCAAAUCAUAUUAGAAAGGUGACAUCUGAUUGACUGAAGAACUCACGUGUCUUUCAUUUAGAAGUUGAGAAGACCUAUUGAGGUGCAGUCAGAUCUUCAAGCAGAAAGGGAUCAGAGUAAAAUAUCUGAUUUUAAUGGUAUUGAGAAAGUUAGUAUGAGAGGGUUGGAAUGUGAACAGUUUAGAGGCAUUCCACAGAAUAAAAUGACUACCCAACAGCAUGGCAUGUCUCUAGUUUUGUGAAGCAAACGGCAUGCAUAAGUAACGAUAUGUAGGAUGUUGUAAGGUCUUAAUGUCAACACUUCAGUCUUGCCAUCAUCAUCAUCAUCAUCAUAUGCAGGCCAAUAUUGUCAAGUUGUUAGAAGUGGGAUAAAACACUACUUAUCCAUCUUCAUCACCAUCAUAUUCACUAGCAACUUCUGUUUUUGUUUUGUUUCACAUAACAUAUAUCAUGUUAAGUACAAAAUAUUAUGCAAUAAACAACAUUAUGGCAAGUCUGGCAUUUAUGCAACCAGCAAGGAGUAUCCUGUAUUUCUGAUGUUAGUUGUGUCCCUCCUGUGGGUGUUGACUACUGAAGCACAGCUGAGGGAAUAGGUACUCAGUGUCAUCUUGGAAACCCGGACACGCUGGGGAGAAGUUAGGGAUUAUUUAGUUUGGGGUAAGGUAUUUACUGUUUAACAACACACAAUGUUUGAGUCACCCGUCUCUGUUGAAGGACGUGCACAGGAAAUAUGGUAUGCAUGAAAUAUGUGUCCCAUAAAUGGGAUUUAGUGGGUCCCCUCAAUAACAACAACUUGAGUUUGUGGCUCACAUCCCACAAAGAAUGAUAAUAUCACGACUUGAAGUAUGUGCAUGUCCGGAUAAACAUGGGAAUCAUGACUACUUGGUCACAAACUGUAAUGGCCACAGGCUUUGGUCAAGUCGUGACGCCUGACCCUAUUGCCCAGUGACCAAGACAGUGUUGUCAUGGUUAUGGGUGGUAGGAGGACCUGCGGAUGGAGUCGGCAACAGAACAACUAGCACUGUGAUGUUGGCUUUAGUAUUGUUUUGUUUCUGAAUUUUCUGUUUUUCUUGCUAUAUGUAUGUAAAGCCUUCAAGUAAGUUUUUAUUGCGAACCAAAUAUUCAUAAGUUUUUGUUGAAUAAUGUAAACAGUUUUGAUAGGGUUAGAUGAUGGUGUCAUGGCCACAAGUCUAAGCCAUUGCUGUUACUAGGUUACCACAGUGUCAAAUGACAAACUACGAACCAUACUCUCUGAUAUUUAAGUUUAUCAGUCUCAUCAUGGUCCAGAUUUGCCAUAGACCAUAUGACAAUUAGAAGAAGAAUUUCUCCACCCACACAUCUUACCAAGGCAAGGGAGUUAACUGACUGUAAAAGUCCAGUUUCCACCGUUGCCGAACUUGGCUGGAAUUAUCGAGUUAAUAUUUUGGAUGCACAAACGAAUCUAUGCAUAGUCCAAUCAACAUCCGGUUAGUAAACUGACAUGCAGAUUUCAGUCAAUUGCAAGAUUUGAAAAGCAUAUGCACCUCCAAUUGGCUUCAGCAGAUACUUUCCAAAUCUUUUCAUGUUUUUAAUCAAGGUGCUCACAUGAUUUGAUGCACUUCGCGAUGUAAGACCCCUUUUACUACAACAUAGAUUUUGAUUAUCAAUCAGAUCAUUUUGACUGGCCGCAGCAAUUUUGUUUUAAGCAAAUGCAAGUGGUAUGAGAAGUGGAAUCAUGAUUGGUCAAUAGGAGGGACAUAGAAGGGUCUUAAUUUCGCAGUUGCCAGCCUAGUUCAGCAAGGUUGGAAACUGGACUUUUACAGCCUGUUAACUCUCUUGCCUCAGGAAGAUGCCACCUACCAACAAGAGAUUUUAUACCCCAAAAUAAGUCUUGCUUAAAGGUAUUUAUUAAAAUGAGACUGAUAAACAUCAUAUAAUUUGAGUUGGCAAACAAUGACUAGAAUGAGGCUUGCUGGGUCGGCCUGGUCCCUCUGUCAGGUGGAGUGUAAGUCACAUUAUAUAAGGGAUAGUUUUUAAUGCAAUAUACUAAUGGAAUAAACUUUGUAUCACAAUCUUAUAAAUAUGCAAAUGAGGUCACUUAUCAGAACUACUGUUAAUCAAUGCAAUGCACACCUGGCUGCUAAUCACUAUACAACAGAUAUUCCAGUUCACUGUAGUGAUAUGGAAAAUAUGUGACCUUUACCUUUUGCAUUGUAUACAAUAUGAUAUAUUUAUUCUGAAAUUAAAUAAUACAUCUUUCAAUACACAUUCAUGAAGACAUCUACUCAACUUUAAGGUCAGGUUCACAAAUUGCAUGUACAUGUUAAUUCAUGGCUCACAAUUUUGAUGUGUGCGUGUUUGAUGGGAGGAUGAUAUUCACAUAUUUUUUAAUGAUUAUUUGAGGUGCUAAUAUACACAACUUUCUUUGACCAUACAUAACAAUGCUAACACAAUGCUAACACAAUGCCACGUUGACCACUAGCUUUUCUGUGCCCUUCUGUGGUUGACCACUAGCUUAUCUGUGCUGCUCUGUGGUUGACCACUAGCUUAUCUGUGCCGUUCUGUGGUUGACCACUAGCUUAUCUGUGCCGUCUGUGGUUGACAACUAGCUUAUCUGUGCCGUUCUGUGGUUGACCACUAGCUUAUCUGUGCUGCUGUGGUUGACCACUAGCUUAUCUGUGUUGUUCUGUGGUUGACCACUAGCUUAUCUGUGCCGUUCUGUGGUUGACCACUAGCUUAUCUGUGCCGUUCUGUGGUUGACCACUAGCUUAUUUGUGCCGUUCUGUGGUUGACCACUAGCUUAUCUGCCGUUCUGUGGUUGACCACUAGCUUAUUUGUGCCGUUCUGUGGUUGACCACUAGCUUAUCUGUGCCGUUCUGUGGUUGACCUCUAGCUUAUCUAUGCCGUUCUGUGGUUGACCACUAGCUUAUCUGUGCCGUUCUGUGGUUGACCACUAGCUUAUCUGUGCCGUUCUGUGGUUGACCACUAGCUUAUCUGUGCCUUCUGUGGUUGACCACUAGCUUAUCUGUGCCGUUCUGUGGUUGACCACUAGCAUAUCUGUGCCGUUCUGUGGUUGACCACUAGCUUAUCUGUGCCGUUCUGUGGUUGACCACUAGCUUAUCUGUGCCUUCUGUGGUUGACCACUAGCUUAUCUGUGCCGUUCUGUGGUUGACCACUAGCUUAUCUGUGCCGUUCUGUGGUUGACCACUAGCUUAUCUGUGCUGUUCUGUGGUUGACAUUGGGAACAAGAUCCUCCUGGCUGUGUUCAUCUGGUGACUUCUCCGCAAAUGGUGGCCACACCUGAUAUUUAUAAUGUUAAGUGAGUUCUUACACCACUCUUCUGGGGGCACGGAUGGCCCAGUCGUCUAAGGCGCCGUGAUUCGCUGUGCAGAGUUGUGUCCCUUGGGCAUGCCAGAAACCUAUGAUUGUGGGUUCGAAUCCCGGUUUGCCCCAAUUAUGUUUCUAGGUUUGUCAGCACCAUACCCGUGCUCGUCGGUUUCACCGAAGUGGUAAACGUCUAAAACCUGCAUCGCUUGGGGCUUUCAUCCCACAUUAAGCUGACAUGCCGCGAUAUGACUGGAAUAAUGUUAAAAGCGGCGUUAAACCCAACUCACUCACUCACUCACUACACCACUCUUCUUUUAAUGAAUUUGUUAUUAGACAUUGUUCAGACGAAUGACCAAAUAUUAUGUUAUUUUCAAUAAAUAACUCGCCGUGAAUGGCUGGAAAAUUGCUGAUGCGGCGUAAAACAAUAUUCAUUCAUUCAAUAAAUAAACAUUUACACCACUUUAUUUGAAGGACACUUUUUUCCAUUAAUAUACAUAAUCUCAGUUUCAAAAGUUACUUGAGUGAAAGCAUCCCUUAAACUUCAAGAGUAGCAUUAUAUAAUUAAUACCCUCAUGAAUUUCUGUAUUGUAGAUAUCAUAUCAGGAGUAAAGUUGGAUCAUGCUUGCCAAAAGCUAAAAGGACUGAAACUUGAAAUGCCUGUCCAUACUUUCGUGUGUAUAUUACAUAUUUUUUUAUAGAUCAGAAAGGGGUAUAUAAUGAAACUAAUUUUGUUUACCAUCACUCGAUCUCUGAAACCAAAUUUAACUUGUGUAUUGUUUUAAUGAGUGCCACCUUUAUCAAUAUUUUAAGCACCCAUGGUAUUACGGCGAAUACAGGAAUCAAAUCAGAUGACAGUUGUUAUUGAGUAUUAUAUCGUGGGAGUCAAAUCCUGACGCUGACAGUCAUUUUCCGUUGUGCUUGACACAUCUUCCAGAAAGACAAGUCGAGCACUGGUGAUAUAUUCUUGUUUCCAUCAUGAAAGUGUCAUGUGAUUGGAUGGCUAAUUUUAGUGAUAAAACAAAGCUGUUGUGGAAAACAGGUCUAGGGUGUUCAUCACAAUUAAAUGGAUACCCUGGAUAGUCAAGGACGAUUGUAUGAUCAGAUAACAUAGUGGAUUGUGUCACUUCGUAAGUUAUAUAGAAUUAUCAUAUAUGAUUAUUUCAUAAUAUAUUGUGUGCUAUCAUCUACAUGUUUGCAUGUGUAUUUAUUAUACCCCCAACCUAAAAGGGUGAGGGUAUAUAGUUAUACCAAGGAAUACUGUCCCGUCUGUCAGAUUUGUUUGCGACCUGCAAACUGGGUGCACACUUUUUAUACCAAUAGGAGAGGUGCAGUGCCAAGUUUGAUGUCAAUAUUUGGAUUUUCAGAAAAAAUACAGCUAUUUCUGUUUUUUACUUAGAAUCUUUUUUCUUUUUACUUUGUGCAACCUUUAACUUAAAAACUAAGUGCAAAAUUUGAUUUUAAUAUGUGGAUUUUCCCCGAAAAUAUGAAUUUUUACAUGUUUUGAACUUAGAAUGGUUUGUUGUACUUUAACAUUUGUGUGACCUAUAACUUGGGAACUACUUCAUGGCUUUUUUUCCAAUUGGGGGUACAGUUUUGAAUUUUUAGAGAAAAUAUUGCUUUUUUCAUGUUUUGAACUUACAAAUAUGUUGAGUGGAAGACUGGGGUAUUGGUGAGCCCAGCUCACUCUCUGCCUUGUGGUAGUAGUAGUGCAGCUGUGAGAUAAGCAUUGUGUCUGUUGAGAUUCGCAGAUGUCACUGUGUAUAGGAUUCCCCAAGCAUGUUGUGAUUUUGAUGUUUAUGCACAUUGCUACUGCAUGCGUUACAGACACAGUGUCAAACAUGCAGUGUAUAUAACAAGGGAAUCGAUUCCCGUUUUUCCACAGGUGCUUUUGUUUACGACAUGUGUCGGUGUGAGGAGCGAUGUCCUUUAUGCAAUCUGCUUCAGUGAUGGCAUUCCUGCAUUGUAACCUGGUCGUGUGAAAAUGUCACAGCAAAUUACAACAUCAUGAGUGAAACAUUGCUGCACAUAGACAGAAAUUAAUGAAUUUUAUCAAUUUGCUAUAACUCCAGAUCACUAAUAUAUAAGCACCCACUUUCUUUGUUUAUGUGUGUUUGAUUUUUUGGGGUCAUCGAUGACCCAAUCGUCAAGGUGCUGCAGUUUUCUGUGAAGAUUUGCGUCCCUUGGUCACACCAGGAACUGCUGAUUGUGGGUUCAGAUCUCAAAUUCACAUUGGUAUGAUCCAUUGUAUGCAUGUGAUUUCACUUUAGUUCUUCAUUGCCUUGCUGCAGUACUUUUGCCAAUCCACCUCCUUUAAGCUGGCUUGUUGGGAUAUGACUGAAAUGGGCAAUCAGAUAUAGACCAGCUAGACCUCAAGUAUGCAUCAAUGUCACUAAAUAUGGUGGACAAACCCACACUUUGCCAGAGCAAAGGAGGCCAAGUCAUGCAUGCUGGGUUUUCUCUCUCGACUCUAUGAUCAUUGUUUGGAAGCACCCUGAUUCUAACCCUCACUUUGUCAGCAACAUACCCAUGCUUGUGAGUUCCACCAAGUGGUCAUUUCAGGUCUUCCUCCCAGCUGACAUGCCUGGAUAGAAGGGAAGUACUUCCUUCCCUCACUUUGUGUGUGGGACAUAAAUAGGCAGCAAAGUAACUCUGUGGUGUAGUGGAUGGAGUGUCUGCCUGAAGAGCCAGUGGUUCAAUUCCCUCGUCAGGUAACACCAAAAGAUGGUACUUGCUGUAACCCUGCAUGGCACUCAGCAUGAAGAGGAUGAGGCGAGGACUGUCAGACUCGGAGUCAGCAUGUUGUGUCUGAGUGGGAUAUCCAUGUUAAACUGUUCAGUGAGCUAGCACGAUAAAACUGGUGUAAGUCUGGCCUAGUAAAAGCAACCACACAUGCACAUUGCGUAAAUGAAACAAUCUUGAAUCCCAUUUUACCUCACUAUUGUAAGAUCAUGGUGAUUGCAAUCAGGGAACAGAGGACGACAGGGAACAGAGAUAUUGAACUAUGCAUUUCCUGUACUGAGAACCCAGUUUGUUGUAGUGACAGGAUUUAAGUGGUUAUUUACUUUAGGGUGGAUGGGCCUCCCAGCAAUGUGAGCUCUAGGGUGAUAGUAAGUCCCAAACUUUAACAUAGGGUAUCCAAGAGGUUAGUGUGUUGGCUCAUCGCACAGAGGAUCUUAGUUUGAUCGCCACACAAGUACAAUGAGUGAAGCCCAUUUCUGGGGUCCCCAGACAGAUACUACUAAAGUAUUAAACGCUACUCACUCACUCACUGUAACAUUGACUUCAUUCAACAGCAUUGUUUGUUCUUCAGUGAGCAGUUAUGAUGCACAUUGGAGCGGCCAUUUGUAUUCCUGACAAAGGUUGGGCAGCAGGUUGGUUUGUGUCUCCUGUUGCUGCAGUGUUUUAAAGCUUCAGGCCCAAAGACAAGGAAGAAUGUUGGGACUAAUCAUUUCUUGUAUAAUAUGAUUGUGGAGCAUGUUUUUUUAUGUAUUUGUUGAAUUGGUAGUAUUUUGUAAUCUAUGCAUUGCAAAAACUGAAAAUUGAUUAAAAAAAUGAAUGAAA